CCUCCCGGGAGUUGUAGUUUUGGGGGCUUGGCUGGGGACGCCGAGAAAGACCAGCGGUCCCAGGCCAGGAUCGGCGUCUGUGCUUGCUCCUGGCCGCUGGCACCAUGUCCCGCGUGUUGGUGCCCUGCCAUGUGAAAGGCACCGUGGCCCUGCAAGUGGGCGAUGUGCGGACCUCCCAAGGCCGGCCUGGCGUGCUGGUUAUCGAUGUCACCUUCCCCAGCGUCGCGCCCUUCGAGUUGCAGGAGAUCACGUUUAAGAAUUACUACACAGCCUUUCUGAGCAUCCGUGUUCGCCAGUAUACCUCGAUGCACACACCAGUCAAGUGGGUGACCUGCCUGCGGGACUACUGCCUGAUGCCUGACCCACACAGUGAGGAGGGAGCCCAGGAGUAUGUAUCGCUGUUCAAGCACCAGAUGCUGUGUGACAUGUCCAGAGUACUGGAGCUGCGCCUGAUUCUGCGACAGCCAUCACCACUGUGGUUGUCUUUCACAGUGGAGGAGCUACAGAUCUACCAGCAGGGACCGAAGAGUCCUUCCAUGACCUUUCCCAAGUGGCUGUCCCACCCAGUGCCUUGUGAGCAGCCCGCUCCCCACCUUGAGGGUCUCCCAAACCCCAGCAGCGUAUCCUCUGAGGUGCAGCAGAUGUGGGCACUGACGGAGAUGGUCCGGGCCAGUCACACCUCCACAAAGAUCGGCCGCUUUGAUGUGGAUGGCUGUUAUGACCUGAACUUGCUCUCCUACACUUGAGCUGUGGCUCUUAACCCAGAUGUUGAGCUUCCGUGCCCGUCCAGGCCUGGUUUGGGCCACCAGAGGCCGAAGUGCUUUCCCUGUGCAUUCCAAAUGUUGCCCGCAUGUCUAUUCUGUCUGGGCCACAUUCACAGAUUGAAGAUUCUUGGGGGCUUGGGCUCACUGUGGUGCUUCAGCACGAGCUCCCAGUGGGGGUAUACUCUCCUCGCCUGAUUGCAACCCUAAACUCCUCCUUUUCCUGCCCUAAAAACUCUUCAGUUCUACUCACUAAGAAUCCCCAUGUGCCCUCUGCCCUCCUGCUGAUGUGCACACGCCUGUCUUCUGCCUGCUCCCUCACCUGAGUGCAGUGGGCAGGAACCUGCCCUAUCUAGCUCACCUUGGAAGGCUGCUGUAGCCAUGGCACUGUUGUAGCUUGGCAGCUUGAGGGAGAAACAACAGCCCCAUUUCUUCCUUCUGCACCCCCUAUUGGUCUUCUUUCCCUCUGUGUUAUGCCCACAAAAAGAAAUUUCCUGUCUAAACUGCUGCUUCCUUCCUAUGGAGCAAAGCUGGGGAUUUGGGCUGCCGCCCAGGUCCCUUGGUCUCUGAGCUGGCACCUGGACGUGUGUUCCAAUGGGUCUGCCCAUCCAUCUUGGGCAGGUGCCCCUGUGAAGGCUGGGGCCUGAGUGAGUCCUGAAACCUGUUUGCCGUCUAAUGUAGCCCAAAGCACAUCCUCGUCCUUUCUCCCAGGUGCUCCCUUCCAAAAGUCCUGCUCAGUGUGGUGAGGGAUCAUGGUGGGGGGUGGGUCCAGGUGAGGGUUCUCACUGGUGUCUUUUAAAAAGCUAAGUUCCUCUACAUCCCCAGGCCAGCUGCUGUAUAAGGCAGAUUACUCUUCCUUAUAAGAAAAUCCUGCUUCUCUUUGGUGUUUCCUGGCUUUGCCCCUUGGGGCUAAGAUAGUACUGCAAUAUGUGUUGGACCUGGAAAAUUGGACGUUUGUGUAGCUUGACAACUUUCUGGAGGAAGGUUAGCUCUCUGCUGUCACCUGUCAGGGUUCUUGCAGGUGGCAUCUUUCCCUGCCAGGACAUUUACUUAGCUCCAUUCAGUUUUUGCUGAGAGGAUAAUGACCAUAGUCCUGUGCUCAGGGAGUAGCCGCCCUCUGUGUGUGUGAGAGGGGAGGUCCCUGGAGUGGCAGGGACUGUGCUUCAUUCACAGCUGUGUCCCCAGCACCCAGCACUGGGCCUCUCGUGCAGCAAGAUCAAUAAAUAUUUGUGGAAUA
Molecule: messenger RNA, 1998 nt
Organism: Rhinolophus ferrumequinum (greater horseshoe bat)
Lineage: Eukaryota; Metazoa; Chordata; Mammalia; Chiroptera; Rhinolophidae
Gene: NICN1
Product: nicolin 1, tubulin polyglutamylase complex subunit
Exons: 6
Coding region: 105-746 (213 amino acids)
Cellular component (GO): nucleoplasm
Source: RefSeq, a predicted model, not a curated record